CGAAGGACCGCCAAGGGGCGGGGCCAAAUUUGGGUGGCGCCCGAGGCCGUCACCUGUCACUGUCACUCUACACCACCCAAGCUUCUCCACCACAGCAGCAUCCUCGCACUCAUCUCACUCCUCCUCCUCCUCCUCCUCGCUCUCCUCGACACGAUGCCUCAACUUCCAUCUAGAUUCUCUCGUUCUCCCAUCGCUCCAGUCCGGCCUCCCUCCCUCCCUCGCUCUCGAUCUCGCUCCCGCUCCUCCUCCCACUCAAAUAUGUCCGCAACACAAUACCCCGCGUUCACCUCAAUCAGGAAUCAGCUGCAAGAAGUCUACGACAUUCUCGCUCUCGUUGAGGAGACGCAUCCGCGCAAGCACAAGCGCCAUUCCCCGACUGCGGUCAAAGGCCGCAUCCACGCGAUCAUUACCGAAAUCGAUGUCCUGUGCACCCGGGCCGCGCUCGACGGGCCCAGCUUCCCUCAUAUCCUAGACCGUGUGCUCGCUCUCGCUGAUCACGAGGGCUUGAUGGCACUGCGCGGCGUCAACAAGGCCUUCAACGCUAAGGCGGACGCCCGCCUCUUCGCCCACAUUGCUCUCAUCAGCCCGUCCACCUCAACACCCCUAAUCAACAAGAUCAAGCACCGCGUCGGCAUUGCAGUCGGACCCGGCGGGUUCGUCAUGUGCACUCCGGACUCUGCACACUUCCUCCCCAACCUUCCUUCCUCCACCCCAUCACCGGAGCGCGUCGCACUCAUCCAGGCCGUCGACUACUACGGCCCCCGUCCAAGUCCGUGCGUCCAAGAAGUCGUAAACCUCCUCAAAGAUGUAUCCGCAUGGCGUUCCGAAGCCCCCUUUGCUGCCGAUGCCGAGGACGGCGCUCCCACCUUAUCCAGAGGCGUGGCGGUGGCCAACUUCCCCAUCAUGACGAAAGAGGACACAACAUUUACCGUGCGGGCCGCGCCCUCCACCACAGCAGUGGUGCACUUGACAUGGCCCGACCGGCCAGUAGGGCGAGACGAGACACCAGUCAUCGUGGACCUGUUCGCGGCUCCUAAUUCGGACGCGUACAUUGUUGUGGAGAAGCCCGACCCGGACGAGCAACUGCCGCUGUCGACGUUGAGGGACGAACUAGGCUUCUACCUCGGCGCAGGGGUGGCCGAAGCGUUCCCCACCGGCGGGAAAAGCGCCGCGCGGCCACGUAUCACAAUAGUUGGGCUGGAGGGGUUACAUCCCGACGCGGACGCAGCGACAGCUGGCAUGUUCGCACAGCAGUGUUUGCGACAACUUGCGAGCUACAUUUCCGAGCGGUAUGGCGUGGACGUCGCGCAGCACGUGGCCUGCAUGACACUCCAGGAGUGGGAGGACGACUGGCAGCGGCGCGAGUGGGGUGAGCUGGUCACGUCCCCGCACUUGCCAUACACGAGCAACGAGGUGUCAUUAAGUUGUGAGUCGCGAUAGCGGACGGUGGGAAGUGGGCGGUGGGCGAUCGGUGAUCAGCAGUUGGCACCGAGCUAACGCCAGUCUGGUAGCUGGUAGAAGUGCACGAAGUUUAGGGUCGCACAG
Cutaneotrichosporon oleaginosum is the source of this 1545-nucleotide messenger RNA. RefSeq lists its product as uncharacterized. The record is from RefSeq and is a predicted model, not a curated record. NCBI's taxonomy places the organism in Eukaryota, Fungi, Basidiomycota, Tremellomycetes, Trichosporonales, Trichosporonaceae.